GUCAUCGGCCUGGUAUCCGAGCCAUCCUUCGUUUUCUGAUCCUGCCAUCUGAGCUACAGCUGCUCGACGCCCCGUUGCUCUUCUCUGGCCGUAUCUGGCGCAGGCCAGUUGCCAAGGGCCCUAGGGCCGCUGGCAGGGAGUCAGGGCAGGCCGGCUGCUCUGUCGAGCUGCGCUGCAGACACAGACAGGCUGGGUGUUGAUGUCCAGGGCCUGGGCACUGCGAGGGCGGCUGCUGCGCUUGUUGGCCUCGUGGGGCACAGUAGAAGGAGUGGGGGUUAGACCCUAGUAGGCACAUUUCUCCUGCAGUCCCAAAUUGGGCUAGGCAGGUCGUAGGUGAUGGCAGCCAGAGAGGUGAAGAAGGUGCCGGCAGCGCCUGGGCUAGUUGCGGCGCGUGAAACCGUUCCCAUGUAACGACACAGUAACUAUCCGGACCAGGAAGUUCAUGACAAACCGACUACUUCAGAGAAAACAAAUGGUCAUCGAUGUCCUUCAUCCUGGGAAGGCAACAGUACCAAAGACAGAAAUUAGGGAGAAACUAGCCAAAAUGUACAAGACCACACCAGAUGUCAUCUUUGUAUUUGGUUUCAGAACUCACUUUGGUGGUGGCAAGACGACUGGCUUUGGCAUGAUUUACGAUUCCUUGGAUUAUGCAAAGAAAAAUGAACCCAAACAUAGGCUUGCAAGGCAUGGCCUGUACGAGAAGAAAAAGACAUCAAGAAAGCAGCGAAAGGAACGCAAGAACAGAAUGAAGAAAGUCAGGGGGACUGCAAAGGCCAAUGUUGGUGCUGGCAAAAAGCCGAAGGAGUAAAGAUUGUGCAGUGACGUUAUCUGCAGCCAUCGUGUGGAUUUUUCACAAGAAGAUUAAUAAACUUAAAAACUUUGA
Molecule: messenger RNA, 883 nt
Organism: Propithecus coquereli (Coquerel's sifaka)
Lineage: Eukaryota; Metazoa; Chordata; Mammalia; Primates; Indriidae
Gene: RPS24
Product: ribosomal protein S24
Exons: 5
Coding region: 443-808 (121 amino acids)
Biological process (GO): translation
Cellular component (GO): ribosome
Molecular function (GO): structural constituent of ribosome
Source: RefSeq, a predicted model, not a curated record